This is a messenger RNA of Chara braunii, 4708 nucleotides long. The record is from the annotation of a GenBank genome assembly. NCBI's taxonomy places the organism in Eukaryota, Viridiplantae, Streptophyta, Charophyceae, Charales, Characeae.
CUGCGUGAGAUAGAGAUAGGUGACAUUCAUGCAUCCCUUGUCCUUUUUCUUAUGGAUAUCUCCUCCAGGGAGAGGUCGUAAGGGUCCGAGUGAUGCGGAUAAGAGGUACAACAACAGAUCGAAACUGUAUCGCGACAAGCUGUCGGCUCUCGACUGGGUCGGAGUGACCGGCGAGCCCGGGUGUGGUGCUGCUGUGUUUUUGACGGAGGACGAAGGGGCGACCUGGUACUGUUGUGGUGGCAUCAUCAGGUCUGAAAUUGAAAAGGCCACGGCGGAGAAGGGCAACGUCGACGAGCGAGACUUAAGGAAGUUCUUCCUCACUUCAGUGUAUGAUGAACAGGGUGCCCACUUGGUCAAGACUGACCACAAGGUCAGCCUCGACCUUGCUCUGUUCAAGGGGUAUGGUCAGAAGACAUUCGCUAUGAAAGCCUUCGGCGGCAAGGGAGAUGGGAAUGAGUUUAGAAUGCUCUUACCCGUUGAAUUCCUCAGCAAGACCAACGGGUAUAGGAAAAGUGGUCAAUUCCCGACGGUCACCGCUGGUCACCAACUCAUGAUGCCUCUUGUGUCGUUCGACACUCCUGUCGAAAGUCUCGCAGGCUUAUCGACGUGCUCUAGCGAUCGGCGGCAGGUUGUGUCGACAACGCAACAACCUAUUGGCGGGAAACAGAAAGUCAUUACUUACUCAAGGCGUUCAGCGGGUGGGUCAUCAGCGACGAUCCCGAAGACGAUGGAGCUCGCCGGACGUCCUUCGAAUCUUCCAAAAGGUUCUCGUGCUAUUGCCAGCUCACGCUCGCGGGACACCCCGCAACAUGAAAUGGACGAGGAGUCGGACGAAGAAACGGAGGAAGACGAACGGGUUCGUAAAUUGGAUUUGCGGCUCUUCGCAACACCUGGGCACAUCCGGGGCGAAGGCUCUUGCGAUGUGAAUGUGGGGCGGGAAGCUGGUGGAGGUGGCGAAGCCCGGCUGGGGGCGAUGGAGAAUAUGACGAAGAUGAAGGCGAGUGUCGUAGUGGCGCGCGGCGACAAAACAGUUGCGGCGAGUGGUGGGGUGGAAUAUGGCAGUCAGGGUGGUUCAGAAAUGGAAGACGGCGAAUUGGAAGACAAAGGAGGAGAUGCCGGUAUUUCCGCGGGGCUGACUUCCAAGAGGGGGGGAAAACGCACAGCGGAAGAGUCACCGACGCCAGCUGCGCCUAAGAAGCAGGCUCAAAGGAAAUCUGUGGACCAAGCUCGGGUCGCCUUGGAUGCAUCUCAAGAAACGCUUGGUGAACCCGAUGUGAACCGCAAAUCAAGUGCUCGGAUUCGCAAAACGUCACAACCCAAGAAUCUCGUGCGGUCGUCAAGGCGCCAAAAAUCAGACGACUCCAGCGACGAUGCUCAAGGGGUGGCCCCUCGCUUGCUCUCCCUCCCUGACGACGUUGAACAGGAGACGAAGAAACCCAGUGCGGUCAACAUGACGCAAUGCUACUUCCUCGAGUACGAUGAGGAAGGCAAAAAGAGAAGAGACCCGCCGAGAGUGGUAAUUGACGUUAUGCAAAUCCUUCGAAUUCCGGAGGGAGAUAUCGCCUUUAAUCGGCGAUCGCUGAACAUGGCCAUCCUUGCAGGCCUCGAUGCGGCUAUCGAGUCGUCGACUGGCCCAAGGGCCGAGGAUGAUCCUGCUCGGUGGGAACCGCCAGAGUUGGUGUUGGCUUCGAUUUCGCCAUGGAAGGAUGAUCCGGACAGGCAAGGGACACGAGUCCUUCCAAAGGACUUUGAUCCCGAUAGGGCAGACAAGUACUUCUAUUACCCGGUUGCCGGCCAGCAUACUUCCGAAGCCAUGAAAAGAGCAGUGGCAAGGAAUUCCGCAGCAGUGGACGUGUUCGACUUUCGAAAUUAUGACCGUGGGAAGAAGGAGGUGUUCCACUGCAUUCCGGCUAAGGACGGGGGACCAAACGCAACAGUGUCCUUCAAAGAUCUCGUUCCGUCAAACUUCAAAUGUUUUAGGGAUAUGACAGCACGAGAAAAGGAAAUCGCUUUGCGUUUGAUGAUCAAUAAGAAAGUCAUCGCCACAACUAGACUGGUUCCUCCUAAGAAGAUGAACAUGACGAACCUCCUCGACAUCAUAAUGCGCGAGAGAUACAUGACGCGUUUGUUCAACUACAUCGUCUUCAAAUCGGAGAACAGAGAGGUGAAUGAGUGGAAGGAGGGGUUUUUCUUCGACUAUGAUAAAAUGGAGCAAAGGUUUGGCAUAAAUGCAGGCGAAUGGGAUGAGGAAAGGGAUAGGAUCCCUUUGGAAUAUGUCCGGAGGGUUCCGAAAAGACUCGGCGGAGAGCAAGAACAAAAAGAUCUGAAAGGAGCUGGUCUAAAGGCCGCGGAGGCGUUGUACAGGGACGCGUCAUUCCAUUUCAAGUACUUUGUGUACCACGCCAUAGGGAAAGUGGACUUGCUGACAGCCGAGUUGCGACGGUUGAAGAACGUUGCGCUUCAUCUGUGUUGGGAGAAGAAAAGGCGACGGUCGACAUUAUUGUUGGUCAACAUGCACCCGAAAGAGUUGCUGCCCGCGGCCGACGAAAUUGUGACAGCAGCCACGAACUUGAAUUGCACGGCCGCCAUCCUCGAUCUCGCAAACCCGAAGGACUGCCUUGCAUGGGCGCCGACCGAUUUCGAUGCUCUGCACAUAAUGAUGUCGAAAUUGUGCGGCAAUAAUUGGAUAUUGAUUGUUUUUGCCCCACAAAGACAACAGAAGAUCGUCAUGCGACAGCUUUACAACUGGGACGACGUAGAGGUGAUAACUGGAACUUGGAAGCGUUAUCUUGGGGUCGGGACGACUGUCAGCAAAUACGAAAACUUGCAAGUCGAUUACAAGAACACGAUGGCGAUCGUCCUGCAUGCCGAGGGCGGCGACCUCAAGAAGGUCACGAGGAUCCCUAAGUCGGAGGCGGAGCUAGUGGAGCUCAACGUUGAGGAAGACAAGUCCAAGAGGUGCACAGCAAAGCAUGGCGGCGACGAAGGAAACGAACGAGAGGAAUAUGGGCGGUGGGAACGACAUUCGACACUGUUGCAAAAGUUAUGUAGUUCGUUUCUGCACGAGGAUCAGGGGGUGAUACUUAUCGGAAAGCCGCAUGCUGGACUUGUGUGGAAGCUUCUACGCGCAUGCUAUCAUGUUUUUGCAUGUGACGCGUCAUCCAAAGACAUCUCGUACUGUAGGAACGCAAUCGACAUUCUUGGGAAGGACACGAGAAACGAUUGCACGGUUGAGAGGAAGAAGACUGCGCAUCGUCCGGACAGAGAUAUGUACCACAAGCUGGGCAAGAAGGGAAACAAGAUGUGGGACUAUCUGUUCCAAGGGCAACCCAAGUCGCCAUUCGAGCAUGACUACAUAGUUCGCAAAGCGAUGGCACAGGAAGCAUAUGGUGGUUACCACAAAGCGCAGGUGGGUGCGUUUGUGAUGUUUGUGGCGCGAUGCGAGCAACUGAAGUUCACGACAAAUCGGACAAUGCUGACAUACAAUGACUACAGUAACCUCGCCAAGACAACAGAUGCAUGGUGUCCGAUCGAGAGCGACGAGGAGACUGAAACCUCGGACCUCGAUAUCGAAGAGCGAGUGAAACGUUCGCGAGAUGGAAUGCAAAGUGUGCCUGCAUGCAGCGUGCAGAACGAAAAUCCAGAACAAGGUCCCACGAACUCGGGAGGUGCGAGCAGUCCUGGGCGUGAUGGAAGGUCUCCAUAUGGAGGAAACACGGACCACGACAUGCUGGCAGAUGCUGACGAAGAUGACUUGGUUGUUCCAGAUCCAUCCCCGAAGCUAAUGCCUGGUGAUGAUAUACCCGAUUGCAUUGUUCAGGAAAGUGCACAACCGUAUUUCAUUCAUGACAAGGUGCCAGAAACAACAUCUGAGAAGUGGGGGUAUCACAUUUUGUGGCAUACGGACGUGUUUGAGCCGUGCGUCUUCAAGGGGGAGUGGAUGAUGGCACAGCAUCUAUCAUCGGGAUGGAAAACCAAACCCAGACUUGCAGAAGAACCGUGGCUGAAAGUGGCGAGGAGUGAAAUCGUCUUUCGUGUCCAGUGCGAAAACGAUGGGGUGGACGAGGCGGCUAUUGAGGAGAAGGCUCGACUGUUGUUCGAUUCUUUGCGCUCAGCCAAUCGACUGGAAUAUAAACCCAGAUUCUAUGACUUGCCGUCACAUCGGUCAUACAACACCAUCGAUUGGAAGAUCGAACUUCCUCAUACGUGCCAAGGCAUCGAGACAAUGCGGUUGGGAUGCUCACAGCUUGGGGAGCAGUCGACAACGGAGUUUGCUGCCAGUGUUGGGGAAGCAAUGAGCCAAACUGUUGUCAAGAUGAUGGGGGUGGACAAGGGAACACAGAAUGUCAAUGAAGACAAAUCGAACGUUGGAACGUACGGGCAUUCUCUAAUAACUCAAACGGGAAACCAGAGUGAAUCGUAGAUGAAGAGUACCAAUCCUUCAGCGAACAUGGCGGUCGCAGAUGAAAUGCAACAAGGUGGGCAUACAGAACAUGCGAGUGAGGCGCAAGAAAAUUCCAAUGAAAUGAUGAAAUUGUUGAUUGACGCGGAGAAUGAGGGGAAGAGGAAAAUUGGGGGAUCAACCACGUCACAGACUGUAAUUAAUUGUAUUUCAUUCAGCGAUGAAGGGCAAGAAAUAUAUGUAGAGGGGUACAAUGACGUUGAGGAUGCAAGGGACAAUGGCGAUGAACAAAAGGGAUUGAAUGAC